Molecule: messenger RNA, 590 nt
Organism: Ricinus communis (castor bean)
Lineage: Eukaryota; Viridiplantae; Streptophyta; Magnoliopsida; Malpighiales; Euphorbiaceae
Exons: 2
Source: RefSeq, a predicted model, not a curated record
CUCUUUGAUGAAUUCUUGACCGAUUCUUGCGUUCAUUGCUACUUCUGCCUCUGCAAUUUUAGUAACUAUUAUCCAUUUUCUUCCUCGAUUUUCCCACUUCUAAUUCAAUUAACAAUUCCUGCUCAGUUGCAGACUAAGGAAGAUACUUCUGAUCCAACGCCAUCUUUGACUGUGUGGGGUAGAAAGUGGAGGAAGAAUCCACCAAAUCAAGUAAAGGGAAUGGCGAAGAAGAAUGUGACAGAAAGCAACUGCACUGCCAUCUCUAAAAAAAAGAGCUGCAUUUGCUCUCCAACUAGCCACACAGGCUCAUUUAGGUGCCAUCUCCAUCGAGCUACUACAACACAAAAGUCUCCACAGCCUUUACUAGAUACUAGCAAUAAAAGCAACAGUAGCCUUUGUUAUUUUCGCAGUCUCUCUGACGGGAAACCUCACUUAUCUAGGUUUGCUAGGCUUGCCUUUGCCUUUCCUGAUAAACAGUAAACAGUAGAUUUGGUAAAUCCAAUUCAUAGCUUUGUAUCUUCUCCCUCCCAUCUUCUGUAAAUCACCAACACUUGCAUUUCCUUUCCUUUUAUUUAUUUUUUCUCCCUCAA